AUGAUUGGUCUGGAAGCUUGGUUCGCAAACUUUACUCAAAUUUCAAGCAGAUGGAUCAAUGCUCAAUCUCUAGCAGAUAUUCCAAGGCCCCACAUAGAAUACGCGAUUUUUGCCACUUUCAAGGCAGCAGAAGUGAUGAGUGUCCUCGGCGGCCUCGUUGCUCAUCCGCUUUAUCGUUGGUACUUGUCUCGAAAAUUGAAUCCGAAAUUCAUGACACCAAACUCGGAGAAAGUGAUCAAAAACGCUUGUCGGAAGCUGCAAGGUCGUUUUCUGAUCGCCGGUCUCGUCGCUGCUCCAUUUCUCAGUCGUCUGGAAACCCAUUUGUCUGGAACUACUGAGAGUGAAUUGAAAAAUAGGUGUUACCAAAUCAGAUGUAAUUCCGAAACUUUGUCAUUGGACCGCGCUGUUCUCGUCUGCGGCUUUAUCGGUUGGUAUUGGCGUCGAUUCCAGGGAGCAGUUGACGGUGUGAACGUUGGAAUCGCCUACGCAAUGGUCAAUAGUCAAUUCAUCGCACCACGCACAUCACCAGUUCUAAAGAACAGUGUGGAAGAGGCGGAGAGAUUCGAAACAGUUGAAGCAAUGGAGGAAUCGAAAAGCAAGUUGAACAAGUUCUUGGCAGAGAAAGAUAGAAGUGAAUCAACUGAAUCGAAAACUGAGCCAGUCAAAGCUUCCUCAUAA
Molecule: messenger RNA, 678 nt
Organism: Caenorhabditis remanei
Lineage: Eukaryota; Metazoa; Nematoda; Chromadorea; Rhabditida; Rhabditidae
Exons: 3
Coding region: 1-678 (225 amino acids)
Source: RefSeq, a predicted model, not a curated record